UUUUCUCUUCAUAGUCAAGGUUCAAAGGCACCUUGGUUAAUGUUCCUCUGGACAUGCUCAUACAAAACCCUUCUUUGGCUCAAAGCUGUAAACAUUCAUAGUCAAGGUUCAGUUCUGCCUCUUCGGAACAGCGCAGGCCAUGUAACUGAUAUGGGUUCACUUGAGCAGGACAAACUAUGACAUAUUUGCCUAGCAAGAACCCACGGAAAUUACUCAAAUUUUGUUGAAGAUUUUAUCCCUGCAAUAGACGCAUCCAAAGAAGAUUAAAAAACGGGUGGGCUAAUUCUCAUCUAUGUAUAAACAAAUAUUCCAAAGUCAAAGACUCUACCGAGUCGAUCUCCUCCCUGCUGUGAUCGGAAACAGAAAUUCCCCGCCCCAUUCUAGCGCACUGCAAGAUCUUAACUUUUUCUGGCUCCUCGGGGGAUUGAGCACGCCGGAGCGAUACAGCCGUUCAUCUGAAUCGAGUUCGCAGCCGCUGCUCGUCGCAUCCUGCCUCCUGGGUUCUGGAUCGAGCUCCGCACCUCGCGAAAUGGCGUCCAGUUCGAGCUCUCCUCCUGUGCUGGGUGCAGACGCGAACGAUCCCGCUACGAGAGCCGCGACCCUGCUCGAGGACCUGCCUCAGGAGAUCAUUGACAAGAUCCUCGUCCGGUUGCCGUCCAAGGACAUUGGCCGCUUCCGCGCCGUCUGCACGUCGUGGGGCAGUGCUACCUCCACUCCUCAGUUCAUGCUCGAACACCACCGCCGCCAGCCAUCGCUCCCCAUCAUCAACGGGAAUGGGCGGCCGGCAAGUCUAGUCGUCCUCCGUGACACUAGUGCUCGAGCCUCCAAUCAACACCUCUGGCCUUUCCGUCCGGGCUUCAAACACCGCUCCGAGUAUCGCCUCCUAGGCUCUUGCGAUGGCUUCCUCGUCGUAUGCCGAAGAUCCCAAUUUCGAUCCCGAUUCUACGCCUUCAACCCGGUCAUCCACAAGCAUGCUCUACUAGCACAGCCUCAAGUUGGGCAAUCCUUCUACAAUACCAUGAUCGGUUUCUACCGGGACCAUCCAACCGGAGAAUACAGGGUACUGUGGGUCUCACGGUCACAUCACUCGUGGUCACAUCAUUUGUGUAAACCCGGCUUAUACAUCCUCACGGUAGGAUCAGACAGGCCAAGGUACGUCGGAUUCAGAACAACAAAAGACUUGCCGCCUUCGGAGCAUAUCAUGUUUCUGCAAAGGCUGUGUUGUUCGUCCUAUUAUUCGCCACCGGUCCACCACCGUGGUAGCCUGCACUGGUGUUCUUAUGGCACAUCAGACAUAAUUGUGUUUGACACACAAGCUGAGUCAUUCCGGUGGAUGCAGAGUCCCACCGAGUUGUGGCCUAGUAAGUUGUUCGACAUGAAAGGGAUGUUGGCUCUCUGGGCCGGCUCGGCUCGCUAUUACAAUGGUUUCACCAUCAUGGAUGUCUGGGUGAUGCGGGAUUACGAGGCUGAAAUCUGGGCUUUCAUGUACCGAAUUGACCUGUCAACGGUGGAAGCAUCUAGACAACUUUAUUCUACUUCAUUCUAUAAGAAAAAUAAAAGGAAAUUUAAAAAGAAAAAGCUACUUGAUUCACCAGUUCGAUUGUUCGAAGAUAUGGCUGUGCUCAACAACCGUGAGUUGUUGAUCAUGUAUGAUGAAAACAAGGUCUUGCGCUGCAACAUUGAUGGCAAGUUCUUAGGAAUUGUGAACCUUGGAAAAGGACAAUAUUAUAUGUGGCUUACUCAGCACCGCCUCCAAGAGAGCAUUGUUCCAAUUCCUUAUCAUGAGACGCAAGAGGAAGAUGAGGAGUCUGUGUUCUCCACGGGGUGUGUCUGAAUGUUCAGGGCUCCUGGUUUGCUUUGCCUUUGGUUUGGGAGCAUGUCUUUUGCUCUUAGGUCUUCUUACUUACUACUACUACCAUUGGAACAUUUUAUUUUGGAUGGUUGCGAUGUCAUUAUUUGGUGCAUGCAUAUUAUCAUGUCUUAAACAGCUUGUUAAUGUUCUAAGCUAUGGAGUACUUAUCUAGGACAUAGAACUUCAUUUUCAUCCCUGUAUCCCAAAAUUUACCUUGUUUUUUGUAUGCACUAGUGACAUCGCUAAGAUAAGAAAUUCACUCUUGGUCGCGCUCUCUUUUGUUUUUGCGAAUUAACUCUUGGCCGCCCUCUUUGAGCGAGCGCAUUU
Messenger RNA from Lolium perenne, 2179 nucleotides. Its product is annotated as F-box/kelch-repeat protein At3g23880-like. The record is from RefSeq and is a predicted model, not a curated record. NCBI's taxonomy places the organism in Eukaryota, Viridiplantae, Streptophyta, Magnoliopsida, Poales, Poaceae. Gene Ontology annotation, molecular function: protein binding.